UCCACAGAGGAAACACAUUUCGGAUAAGAAUUGUAGUUGAAAUAACUACAAAAUUUAUUUAAAUAAUACAGUUAAAGGAGUAUACUGAAUUAAACACAAACUUUUGAAUAAGGACUACCUGGAAACUGCAGGCGUUGCAUUUAAAGGAUUUCCUAGAUUCUCAAUUUUUCCGUAUAAUGACCGCUUCAUCACGGGAUAUUAACGAUCUUUUUGACGAUAUUGUCCUGACCGAGGAGAAAGAAGCUCGUCUGGGCUACGAGGAGGGUCUGAAAGACGGUCAGGAGCAGGGCAACGAAGAGGGCUACAAAUUGGGCUACGCCCAGGGAGUUUCCCUAGGCGAGGAGCUGGGCAGGAUUCUCGGCCAGGUGGUGGCCCAGCAGCAGCUGAAGCAUACGGAAAAGGUGCGUCGCAGUCUGGAGCAGCUGCGCUCACUCAUCGAGGAGUUUCCCCGCACCAACGAUCCGCAGGCAGACAUAGUAGGAGCCGUGCAGAACAUCCGAACCUCCCAUCGUCGUCUCCGUGCCCUAUUGGGAUCCAAGAAAACCACAGAGGCCACAUCUCCUGUAUCACCUGCUUCCGAACGCAAAGAUUACAGUUUUUAG
Messenger RNA from Drosophila rhopaloa, 602 nucleotides. Its product is annotated as protein LTO1 homolog. The record is from RefSeq and is a predicted model, not a curated record. NCBI's taxonomy places the organism in Eukaryota, Metazoa, Arthropoda, Insecta, Diptera, Drosophilidae. The transcript has a single exon. Bases 177 to 602 code for a protein of 141 amino acids.